Molecule: messenger RNA, 3863 nt
Organism: Myodes glareolus (Bank vole)
Lineage: Eukaryota; Metazoa; Chordata; Mammalia; Rodentia; Cricetidae
Source: RefSeq, a predicted model, not a curated record
GAUCGGAGAUGGAUGUCUCUCUUUGCCCAGCCAAGUGUAGUUUCUGGCGGAUUUUCUUGCUGGGAAGCGUCUGGCUGGACUAUGUGGGCUCGGUGCUGGCUUGCCCUGCAAAUUGUGUCUGCAGCAAGACUGAGAUCAAUUGCCGGCGGCCGGACGAUGGGAACCUCUUCCCCCUCCUGGAAGGGCAGGAUUCAGGGAACAGCAAUGGGAACGCCAGCAUUAACAUCACGGACAUCUCAAGGAAUAUCACUUCCAUACACAUAGAGAACUGGCGAGGCCUGCACACGCUCAACGCUGUGGACAUGGAGCUCUACACGGGACUUCAGAAGCUGACCAUCAAGAACUCUGGACUCCGGAACAUUCAGCCCAGAGCCUUCGCCAAGAAUCCCCACUUGCGUUAUAUAAACUUGUCAAGUAACCGGCUCACCACGCUCUCCUGGCAGCUCUUCCAGACGCUGAGUCUUCGGGAAUUGAGACUGGAGCAGAACUUCUUCAACUGCAGCUGCGACAUCCGCUGGAUGCAGCUGUGGCAGGAGCAGGGGGAGGCCCGGCUGGACAGCCAGAGUCUUUACUGCAUCAGUGCCGAUGGCUCCCAACUCCCUCUCUUCCGCAUGAACAUCAGUCAGUGUGAUCUCCCUGAGAUCAGCGUGAGCCACGUCAACCUGACCGUCCGAGAAGGAGACAAUGCUGUGAUCACUUGCAAUGGCUCUGGUUCCCCCUUGCCUGACGUGGACUGGAUAGUCACUGGGCUGCAGUCCAUCAACACCCACCAGACCAAUCUGAACUGGACUAACGUACACGCCAUCAACUUGACCCUGGUGAACGUGACAAGCGAGGACAACGGCUUCACCCUGACGUGCAUUGCGGAGAACGUGGUGGGCAUGAGCAAUGCCAGCGUUGCUCUCACUGUCUACUACCCUCCACGCGUGGUGAGCCUGGUGGAGCCCGAGGUACGUCUGGAGCAUUGCAUUGAGUUUGUGGUGCGUGGCAACCCAACCCCCACGCUGCACUGGCUGUACAAUGGGCAGCCCCUGAGGGAGUCCAAGAUCAUUCACAUGGACUACUACCAGGAGGGUGAGGUCUCCGAGGGCUGCCUGCUCUUCAACAAGCCCACCCACUACAACAAUGGCAACUACACCCUCAUUGCUAAGAAUGCCCUGGGCACAGCCAACCAGACCAUCAAUGGCCACUUCCUGAAGGAGCCCUUUCCAGAGAGCACAGAUUUCUUUGACUUUGAUUCUGAUGUGAGCCCCACACCCCCUGUCACUGUGACCCACAAACCAGAGGAAGACACUUUUGGGGUAUCCAUAGCGGUCGGACUUGCUGCCUUUGCCUGCGUCCUUCUGGUGGUUCUCUUCAUCAUGAUCAACAAGUAUGGUCGCCGGUCCAAAUUUGGAAUGAAGGGUCCCGUGGCCGUCAUCAGUGGUGAGGAGGACUCAGCCAGCCCACUGCACCACAUCAACCAUGGCAUCACCACACCUUCGUCGCUGGACGCUGGGCCGGACACAGUGGUCAUUGGUAUGACCCGCAUCCCAGUCAUUGAGAACCCCCAGUACUUCCGUCAGGGACACAAUUGCCACAAGCCAGAUACAUAUGUCCAGCACAUCAAGAGGAGAGACAUCGUGUUGAAGAGAGAACUGGGCGAGGGAGCCUUUGGAAAGGUCUUCCUGGCUGAGUGUUACAAUUUAAGCCCCACCAAAGACAAGAUGCUCGUGGCAGUGAAGGCCCUGAAGGAUCCUACCUUGGCUGCCAGGAAGGAUUUCCAGAGGGAGGCUGAGCUGCUCACGAACCUGCAGCAUGAACAUAUUGUCAAGUUCUAUGGGGUGUGUGGUGAUGGGGACCCACUCAUCAUGGUCUUUGAAUACAUGAAGCAUGGAGACCUUAACAAGUUCCUCAGGGCCCAUGGGCCAGAUGCGAUGAUCCUCGUGGAUGGGCAGCCACGCCAGACCAAGGGGGAGCUGGGGCUCUCGCAGAUGCUCCACAUCGCCAGUCAGAUCGCCUCGGGCAUGGUGUACCUGGCCUCGCAGCACUUCGUGCACCGGGACCUGGCCACUAGGAAUUGCCUGGUUGGAGCUAACCUACUGGUGAAGAUUGGUGAUUUUGGCAUGUCCAGGGAUGUUUACAGUACUGAUUACUACAGGCUCUUUAAUCCAUCUGGAAAUGAUUUUUGUAUAUGGUGUGAGGUAGGAGGACACACCAUGCUCCCCAUCCGCUGGAUGCCUCCUGAAAGCAUCAUGUACCGGAAGUUCACCACAGAGAGUGAUGUGUGGAGCUUUGGGGUUAUCCUGUGGGAGAUCUUUACCUAUGGGAAGCAACCAUGGUUCCAGCUCUCCAACACAGAGGUCAUUGAGUGCAUCACCCAAGGCCGCGUCUUGGAGAGACCCCGAGUCUGCCCAAAAGAGGUAUAUGACGUCAUGCUGGGGUGCUGGCAGAGGGAGCCUCAACAGCGGCUGAAUAUUAAAGAUAUCUACAAAAUCCUCCAUGCUUUGGGGAAGGCCACCCCAAUCUACCUGGACAUCCUCGGCUAGUAGGACUGGUGGCCAAGCAUUUAUACUCUGUUGCCUCCUCUCUCCCUGCCUCAUAUCCACUUUUUCCUCAUCUCAACUCCUUUCUUCCAGCUUUGACUGAAAUGAACAUCUUCAUAUAAAUUCAAGUGCCUGCUACACAUACAACACUGAAUUAAAAAACAAAACAAGAGAAAGAAACCCUGUAAGGCAGUUUGACAUAUAUAUUUAUAUAUAUAUAAAAAACUAUCUAUCUAUCUAUCUAUAUCUACAGAGAAUUACCUUCUCUAAUACAUAGAGACGCUGCUGAUACAGAAAAACCAUAAGACAUUAACAACUGAGAAACAUUUUAAAUAUUAUUAUUAACACAAAUGAAAUUCCCUUGACUUAAGCUGUGGCCAUGCUUCUUCAGCCCUGGCUUUCCAGAGCUCUUCGUCUUGACAGGCAGAGAGGGAGGAUGGGAGGAAGGCACGGUGACGCACAAUCAUCCAUGCGCAUGCGUGACCCAUUGGCGGUGCUUGGCAAGGAAACAAUUCUGAAGUCCAGGCCCUUUGGAAAUAUCUCUGGCCUGCCUGGACCUUCGCCUCCACUCUCCUCCCCCUUUCUUCUUCUUUGGGGGGCAGUUUUCUAAUUUUUUUCCAUUCUACAAAUAUAUAGUCCUGAUGAUUUUGGGAAUCAGCGAUGACACCUACCUACGAGUAAAUACUGAACAAAAGCCAACACCAGAUCCCACAAGAGCAAAGCCAUCCACGGCCCGGUUAAAUGCCGAGCAUGUCAGGGCGGGGGACUCUGGGAAGAGCAAACCCCAACCUUCUGGAUGUAAAUCACGCUCAAGUUCCUUACUGGGUUUGAAGCGAUUUGAUCCUCUGAACCUGAAGAACUGGAAUUGGUGGAUUUAAAGACUCGAACGGCGGAAGUAAAAACAGUUGAGAAUCCUAUCAAGGCAUUACCACUCACCUUUCCAUCACUGGGAAGACUCUUUGGCCUGUCCUUGCCUCUUCAUGCCCUUGGGGAGUUGGGAGGUUUCGAGUCCAUAUUCUCUGGGGUCGUCUCUUAAUGUGGACAUAGAGGCUUCGGGGCUUCGGGAUUUGCUUAUUUGCUUGUAGAUCAUAAUUAGGCGUCCCCUUGGAUCUUAUUUUCUUAUCUCAUUCGCCCCACAUCCUGAGGUUCUCUCGAGUCCUGGGUAAACCCCAUUGCCAGGGAAGGAAUCCAGCCAAGAGCCUGAGGCAUGUGUGUUUCGAGGAGCCAGACACUGGCAUUGGCAAAAGCCAGCAGAGAAUCUACUUGGCACCUGCGUUGGGCCCUUGGCAUUCUCCUCACGUUUUAAGCCCUUGGAAGGAUUGAUGCAUCUGCCUUUGA